AUGGCUGCUGAUUGCCAUCAAGUUCGAGUUUUGUGUUAUGAGUUGCUACCGCAGGAGAAAUAUGGGUUGAUCGUCUUUCUUGCAAAUGAAUUAAUGCUAUUAUGGGAAGGCUUGGGAUUUAACAUCAUGGCCCGAGUCGAAGGUGACAGCAAGGAACCACUUAAUGAGCAAGCCGUUGCCAACAUAUAUGCUUCCAUGAGAACUGAAAUUAACCAAAUUUACUCCAAAAUCACCGAACUAGAAAUGGAGGUUAGCGAGCAUUCACUAGUGAUCAAUGCCAUUCAGCCGCUUGACCCAUCCAGAAAGUGCUACCGCAUGAUUGGGGGUGUACUUGUUGAGAGAACUAUAAAAGAAGUUUUGCCAGCUGUCCUCAGGAAUAAAGAGGGCUUGGAGGAGGUGAUUGCUCGGCUUACUGAGGCUUUGGAGAGGAAGAAAAUGGAAGUUUCCGAAUUCGAGGCCAAGUACAAAAUCAGAAUCCGUAAGGGUGAUGGUGAGAUGAAGGACGGAAGUGGUAAGAAGGAAGGAAAUGCACAGGGAGUUCUUGUUGGUCCUGCUGGGGCUAAUUCAUAGUAGUUUUGAAGUUUGUUCUCUCUUUUGUUUUGUUCUCCUCCUUUUGUACUGUCUGUUUAAUUUGUGGCAAUAUAUUGGUGUUUGGAAUGGUGAUGUUUUGUUGCCUUAUGGUAUGAUAUUUGAUGUGAUUGCAAAUGACUCUGUUUGAAGUUUGAACAAAUCGAAAGGUUUGUCUAUGUAGUUCAAAUGAUGAAUGAAUUUCGAUUGACCUGGAAAUUGGUUUAUCGUGUGGCAUCCGGGUUUGGAAAGAGUUUAUCACGAUAACUUUGUUUUGUUCCAAUGUUGUGUUGAACUAAUGGAAGCCUUUCUUUUUCCAAAAACUUUUGGGAACUUCAG
This is a messenger RNA of Striga asiatica, 906 nucleotides long. Lineage: Eukaryota; Viridiplantae; Streptophyta; Magnoliopsida; Lamiales; Orobanchaceae. The record is from the annotation of a GenBank genome assembly.